Molecule: messenger RNA, 1554 nt
Organism: Colletotrichum siamense
Lineage: Eukaryota; Fungi; Ascomycota; Sordariomycetes; Glomerellales; Glomerellaceae
Product: Accumulation-associated protein
Exons: 1
Coding region: 1-1554 (517 amino acids)
Source: RefSeq, a predicted model, not a curated record
AUGUCCCGUCUCAUCCUCGCCGCGGCCUUCUUGGCUGGCGUCCAAGCCCAAUCCUCUUCGACCCAGGUCACCGUCGUAGUCCCCCCGACUACCACCGUCACCCCUGGCACCGUGUCCACCGUGACGCCUGCCGGUACCACCGUCAUUGGCUCCGGCACUGACACCACUGUGACCGUUCCGGCAUCUUCCACCGUCUCCGUGGGAACCGACUCCUCCGUUGGGACCGUUUCCUCCGUGGUCACUUUGCCGGGAAGCGACACCGUCACGGUCUCCGCGCCGACAUCCACCACCGUGAUCACAGCCACGGACGCUUCUGGUGCUACUACCAUCCCAGUCACCACUUCAACUUCCUCCUUCAUCGACCCCGGCUUGUCUCUCUCCACGACCUUUACCACGACCACCGACACAACCAUCCUCACCGUCCCUCCGGCGGUCAACACCUCCCUUCCGGUGCCCCCGGUUGAUCCCAACCAAACCUUCAUUUCGACCACAGUCGUCAUCGGAAACUCGACGACCGUGAUCCCCUUCGUCCCGAUCCCGCCUACAGUCGCCCCCGUGCCUCCUCCUAACAACGGCACCGGCCCUCCGUUCAACAACGGCACAGGCCAGCCCACCAUCACCCUCCCUCCUCCCGUCGUGACCAUCCCUCCCCCCACCGUCACGACGACAUGCAACUACAACGGCACCUGCAACAUCGUCACCCUCCCGCCUUGCAUCACGGUCACAACCUGCUACGCCAACGGAGCCUGUGUGCCCGUCACAACCAUCACCUACCCCAUCACGACUCCCACACCUCCUAUCGUCCUCCCUCCUCCUACGACUCAGCCGUACGUGACCACCGCCACACGCUGCCGCUUCAACGGAACCUGCGAGACCAUCACCAGAACCUACCCCGUCCCGCCUAUUGUCACCACAGGCCAGACCACCAGGACCAGAACUUAUACUACCUGCGAUGCUAGCUGCCGCGUCGUCACGACCGUCCAAACCUCAAGCUACACCCGUGUCAUCCCCCCUGCCAGCUUCACCACCCGUGCUACUGUGCCCGGAACUCCCCAGCAACCCUCUCAACCUGGUGUCCCUGGCACCCCUCAACAGCCUACUCAGCCCGGCGUUCCUGGAACUCCUCAGCAGCCCACUAUCCCCGGACAACCCCCUGCUCAACCCUCCGUCCCGGGAACUCCUCAGCAGCCUUCCCAGCCCGGUGUCCCCGGCACCCCCCAGCAGCCAACCCAGCCCGGUGUCCCCGGCACCCCCCAGCAGCCUUCUCAACCUGGUGUUCCCGGUACUCCUCAGCAGCCAACCCAGCCCGGCGUGCCUGGAACUCCCCAGCAGCCUACUCAACCUGGCGUCCCGGGAACCCCUCAACAGCCAACCCAGCCGGCCGGCCAGCCCCCUGUCACCCCGGGUAAGCCUACUACUGCCGUGCCACCCGUUGCCACCGGCACCAGCCCUGGUUCAAGCCCGACGCCGGUGGUCACCGCCGGCCAGAAGGCCCUGCGUGUCGAGAUGAUGAGCUUGGUUGGAGCCAUCGCCGCGGGCAUGCUCCUGUUUUAA